Entrophospora sp. SA101 is the source of this 153-nucleotide messenger RNA. The record is from the annotation of a GenBank genome assembly. Lineage: Eukaryota; Fungi; Glomeromycota; Glomeromycetes; Entrophosporales; Entrophosporaceae.
AUGAAUCUUGUGACUGGUUUAUGGGGGAUGAAUGUUCCGGUCCCAGGACAAGAAAGUGAAGGCUUGACAUGGUUUAUUUCUAUAUUAGCAGGAAUAAUUGUGUUUGCUAUAUCAGGUGUUAUAAUGUGUCAUAGAACUGGAAUUUGUGAAUAG